GGUAGGCUUCACUCUACAUCCAGUACAGACAAAAGCAGAGCCUCUUUUACGUCCACGGUUCUUGAUGAGUAAAGUGUAAGUUGUAGAGCAUACAGCGCCACGUCCUCACUCUUCCCUCACCACCAGCCUUAUGUUGUUUACAUUGGAAACCGGCCUGCUGCUGCGAUGAGCCUGAGGAGCCGAGCCAGUGAGCCACCGGCCAGCCACUCAGUGUGUCGCAAGCCGCCGUUGUGAGAGGAAUUUUGACGUUCACAGCUCCUGCGUUAAACCACCGGCGCUAUGGCUGCCAGUAUAGAGUUUUACAAAGAACAGGCCAAGAAAAUGCUGUACGAGAAGAACAAAUUCACGGACAUAUUGGCGCAGGUGGAGGCGAAAACCCAAGUGAAGAGAGAAUACCUGGCGCUGGGUGCCGUGGUGCUGGUGAGCUUGUACCUGGUGUUUGGCUAUGGUGCUCAGCUCAUCUGUAACGGCAUCGGCUUCGUCUACCCAGCCUACUGCAGCAUCAAGGCACUGGAGUCAUCUAAGAAGGAGGAUGACACUCGCUGGCUCACCUACUGGGUUGUGUUUGCCCUCUUCUCAGUGACAGAGUUCUUCUCAGACCUUCUCCUCUCCUGGUUCCCUCUCUACUGGCUUGCCAAGUGCCUGUUCCUGGUGUGGUGCUUCAUGCCUGUCUCCUGGAAUGGCUCUGAUGUCAUCUACACCCGAGUGGUGCGGCCUUUCUUCAUGAAGCACCAAACUGGCAUUGACUCGGUCAUGUCCAAGGUGACCGGCAAACUGGACCAGCUGGGUGAUGAUGUCAUUAAGGUGGCCGGUGAUGCCGUCAAGUCAGACUAAGAGUUGUGUAGCACAGCACUGAGGGUGGGACAGACAGAGUUGCUGCCUCACUUGCUCACACUCAUUCUCAACCCAGCCAACCAGCCAGCCAGCCAACCAGCAAGCAGAGAGCUGGUGUAUGCUUUGCUAUAAGAACGGUUAAUAAUUGAUAACUAUGAUAAUCACAUAACUACGAUAAUCACCAGAAGGAUAUAGUCUUGCCACCACUUGUGUAUAUAAAAAUUAAGUAACAUGCUUGACAUAUUCUCACACACGUACUACGUUCAUACAUAAUGCAGCACGCCAAGUAACCAACUGCUUCUCGCUACAACUACAAUCUUGCAGUCUCAAAGUGUAAAAACACCACAAAUGCCCAUCCACUGGCCUGUUCAUCUUCUUUCUCCAUGACAUGUCUUCUUCCCCAUCUUGUUUUAACCCAGAUAGCUUCCCUGCCUUGUCUCAGGACAGGAGGACAUGCAUGUUUUGUGUAGGAUACUUGUCCAGCUGUUAGCCAGAAAGAUGCCUCAGAUGCUGUUUUAUGUUGUUUCAAAUAAGAUGAUUUAUUGUAACCAAGUUGGAAACUUCAUAUAUUUGAUUUAUCUAUUUCUCUAACCAUUUAUUUAUAUAUCUGUGUUCUGCUAUUUCAUGACAGGUUAGAAAUUGAUUAAACAAAUGCAAAUAUCUAGAAAAAUAGAAAUCGUACCUUGCACAACUUCAAAAUAUGAUGUUGAAGGAGGAACACCAGUUGAACACGGCCUUUAGGUACAGAAUCAUGUGGCCAGGUCAGUGUAUUGGCACAGUAGUUAGUCUAGUCACAUAAAAAACUGUUGCUUUACACACUCCUCCUCUUCUAAAUCCAGAUAGGCAAGAAAAGGCUUUAUUUCUUUGUGUUACGUGUGUUUUCCUCCGGUGUCUGUAUAUUGAGGAUGGAGGACCUACAUCAGUUAGUACUCUUCUUCGCUCUCCUUGUGUGACUCAGUCAGUUUUGUCGUUCGUGUUAGUCAAGUCAAGCGGUGCCCGUCACUGCUCCCCACAAACCAAAAGCCCUCUUUUUCACAGCCUUUAUAUUAAUAUGGGGAUAAAUAAAUUUUUUUCAAGAAGA
Portunus trituberculatus (swimming crab) is the source of this 1915-nucleotide messenger RNA. RefSeq names its product receptor expression-enhancing protein 5-like. NCBI's taxonomy places the organism in Eukaryota, Metazoa, Arthropoda, Malacostraca, Decapoda, Portunidae. The transcript has 7 exons. The record is from RefSeq and is a predicted model, not a curated record. Bases 280 to 834 code for a protein of 184 amino acids.